AUGACGAAAUUUUACAUGAUACUCGGUCUUCUAUGCAUCGGCGUGAAAGGCGAGAACAAGAUCAACUUGGAGGACAUAGAGAGGGAUAAUUUAAGAGUGGAGGGUGUAUCGAAGUCCGGUAUUGCACGAGUCGAAGAGGCAAACUAUCCUACGAAGCCGGAAAUUGGCCAGCAACAGUAUCAAAUACCGUAUCGUGGGCCAACCGGUGCACCAAUCACAUACGUAACACCAUCCUCGGUGCAAAAUCUUCCUUCGAACGCGUACGCUACAAAGGAGCAAGUAUAUCAACGGCAAAAUAAUAUUUUGCCCGAAUCGAUAUUACCGCAGCGAUAUUACAACGAAUACCAACAACAAUCGUCGUCACCUUCGAAAGGAAUCGUGCCGAACAUUUAUGAAUCGCAACAAUUGGCCUAUCAACAGGAAGUGAACGUUGGAAAUCAAUUGCAGGCCAUUCGGCAAAAAACGGUCACGGCAAAAUUCGCGAAAAAUGCGAACAAAGAACCAAUAUACGUCGAUAUUCCAACCAUGCAUCUUUUCACUUAUUAUCCGAAUUUGGAUGUGAAUCCUGGUAAAAACAAUGGAUUCUUGCUACCCCAAUUAACCACAACGGCGACCAAUCACGUUUCCAUUCCACUCUACGCAACAACGAUUAGUCAAAAGCCAACGAUCGCUCCUGUAAAGCAAACUUAUCAAAUUCAGUACGCCCCCAAAUACAACUCCGUGCCUGGUGCUUCUUCGACCAAGGUGACGAAGAACGCUGUUUACUCGGCACCCGUUGCUUCAAAGAAAUUCACCGGCACUCAGGUAUUGAACGUGGCGGCUUACUCUCCCCCGUUAGAUCAAUCGUACGCCCAAGGAAGACAGCUUUUGUACACACAGGCGUACAUCGCUCCGUCUCAGCCGCAGUACGUUUCUCAGCUAGUGUACGCUCAACCGGCCACGAUUUACAUGCAAGCAACGCCGGUUUACACCGACGUUUACGCGCGUCCACCUAGCCACGAUCGGGAUAAUUCUUUGCAAGGGAAAUACGCAGCGCCGAUCGAGCAUACGCAGCUUGUCGAUGACCUAUCGAAUCAAGUUCUCGGGGAGCAAAGCAGCCAGGGCGUGACUCAGAAUUACGCCAAGGAUUCAGAAGGACCAAACACUGACUUGGUGCCACCUCAGAUGCCUCCGCAGGAUUUCAAAUCUGGCGCCACAUCUCUGUCUCCUGUCCCUGCGCAAGACGAAGAAUCUAUUCCUGAACAGAAUCAAGUAGGUUCGUCUGAGCCCAGAUCAUUGUUGGAUUCGUACAUUCCGAGCAAAUUGAUAGCAGCUCACGACUCUUCAAGAUAUCAAGAAAGGCCUAUACAAUUGGAAAGAGGUUUCCUUCCAUCGAAAGAAAAUUUUCUGUACAAGAAGCGUAAAAUCGACUAAAAAAAAAUCCAUGGGAAUUUUUUCUUUAUCUGAUAAUCGACGAGCACGAUGGUCA
Apis laboriosa (Himalayan honeybee) is the source of this 1468-nucleotide messenger RNA. RefSeq lists its product as uncharacterized. NCBI's taxonomy places the organism in Eukaryota, Metazoa, Arthropoda, Insecta, Hymenoptera, Apidae. The transcript is spliced from 7 exons. Bases 1 to 1413 code for a protein of 470 amino acids. The record is from RefSeq and is a predicted model, not a curated record.